UGAUGAAGGUGGGAGGUUUUUGGGGAGUGUAUAAAACUCUGUACAAUCGUUGUCUCAUUGCCCUUGUGCCUCUACCCAGAAGAGGACAAGGUGCCGGCUUUUGCAAAAGUCAAUUAAGCUCUGGAAAUUGUUCAAGAUGUCUCCUAUUGAUUCAAAACUGAGAAUUUGUAAUCUCACAAUUGGCGCCCAAACAGGAAUUUGAAGACUCUGCCCUCUGGAGGAGAGGGAGCUGCCUUUAACCUGGAGGCAUGCCACACUGAGUUUAGUGUCUGGGACAGGAGGCUCCUUCUUCUCCAGCAGUGGAUUACUCUUCACGAAAAUGAACCGACGGGGAGAUCUGAACAACCAGGGAGGUGUCACCCGAACAGGAUAGUCCAGCACUGGCACAGCUCAAGUUGUGAUCCAGAUACUGACAUCAGAUUGCUGCAUUUUUGCAAUACAGUACUCAAGAAGUUCACAAAAGAAUAUCUUCUUGGAAACAAAGGGAAUGAUCAUGUCAAAUGGAUGCAUUCUACUGGUGAUUAUGAAAACAAAUGGUUAUACCCAUGUGCCAUUGUUUCUUAUGCAGGCUCCUAGUAGUUAUUGCCUUUCACCCCCAUAAAUGACAACAGAUUCAAGAUAAGAGGCUACAAUGGGACCAAUGAAGAAUUUUGAAAAUACUUGACUCAGAUGUGUUCCAGUUAUGAGUUAAUUCUGUAAAAGGUCUUAUCUUGCCUUAAAAUCUGGGUGUGCUUUCUUAAAGUGUGGCAUAGUGGCAAGAUGUUAGAUUAGAAUUGGGUGCCUAAAAGAUGACUUGGAACCUCUUCAAAAAACAUCCCAAACCUGAACCCAUAAUAGCUGUUACCACAGGUGCUCCAGUACCUCCUACCACUACAGUAGCACCAGCAGUCUCCCAGGAAAAUGGAACGCAAUCAGGCCCAGUGGAGAAUACGGAGGACACUUUUGAAAAGUUUAAAGAAAAGCUUAUGAAUGAAAUAAAUAGUAUACCUUUGCCACCAUGGGCCUUGAUUGCCAUUGCUGUCGUUGCUGGAUUGUUACUGCUGACCUGUUGCUUUUGCAUCUGCAAGAAAUGCUGUUGCAAGAAGAAGAAGAACAAGAAGGACAAAAAGGGAAUGAAAAAUGCUAUGAACAUGAAAGAUAUGAAAGGCCAGAACAAACAGGAUGAUGAUGAUGAUGGAGAUGAGGAAGGAGAAGGAGAAGAGGAAGAGGAAAAAGAACCAGAGAAUCUGGGCAAACUGCAGUUCUCCCUAGAUUAUGAUUUCCAGGCUAACCAGCUCACUGUUGGAAUCCUCCAAGCAGCUGAACUGCCAGCAUUGGACAUGGGAGGUACAUCUGAUCCUUAUGUCAAAGUCUUCCUACUUCCAGACAAAAAGAAGAAGUAUGAGACCAAAGUACAAAAGAAGACCCUCAAUCCAACCUAUAAUGAGACUUUUGUCUUUAAGAUUCCAUACCAAGAGCUUGGUGGGAAGACUUUGGUGAUGGCCAUCUAUGACUUUGACCGAUUUUCUAAGCAUGAUAUCAUUGGGGAAGUCAAGGUACCCAUGAAUACUGUGGACUUAGGACAACCCAUUGAAGAAUGGAGGGAUCUAGAGAGUGCAGAAAAAGAGGAGCCAGAGAAACUGGGAGACAUCUGUAUCUCAUUACGAUAUGUACCCACUGCUGGGAAAUUGACUGUCUGCAUACUGGAGGCCAAGAAUUUGAAAAAGAUGGAUGUUGGAGGACUUUCUGAUCCUUAUGUGAAAAUUCAUCUGCUGCAGAAUGGCAAAAGGCUUAAGAAGAAGAAGACUACAGUCAAGAAGAAGACCCUGAAUCCCUAUUUCAAUGAAUCUUUCAGCUUUGAGAUUCCCUUUGAACAGAUACAGAAAGUGCAAGUUGUAAUUACUGUCCUGGAUUAUGACAAGUUGGGAAAGAACGAAGCCAUUGGAAAAGUCUUUGUUGGCAACAAUGCCACAGGCACCGAGCUCAGGCACUGGUCUGACAUGCUUGCCAACCCUCGCCGCCCCAUUGCCCAGUGGCACUCCUUGAAACCUGAAGAAGAGGUGGAUGCAGCUCUUGGGAAAAACAAAUAGGCAGCUCCAUUUUCCAACAUCACCUAAUGAACAUUCAAAGUGAUCCAGAGCUAUCAAUACCUCAGUUAGGCAACAUUUAGUUUUUGUUCUCUUUUCUAAGCUGCAACACUCUUUCUUUGAUGGCUACAAAGGAAUCCGGGUGAACUCAAGAGUAUCCAGGAAGAAGUGGUUUAAAAGCUUGGUGGUUCCUUCUUUUCAUAUUCUUCCAAGUAGUUGGUUUGCUGCAUGUCCCACCAUCUUUCUGUGUUAUUCUCAAGUGUACAGCAAGCUUUUUAUUUGGGUUUUCCUGAGACCAUCACAAAUAACAGCACAAAACAGCUUUGCUUUUGCUUGUUUUGAGAGUUUCCUCCUUAAAUGAGACCUUGUGCUACAGGAUGAUACCAGAGCCUGAAAAUGUGAGAUGGCCAGAUACUCUGUGCUUGGUUUUUUGGGGGUGGGAGGGGAGAAGCAAGUUGUAUGAAAAGGCGCUGCUGCAAAACUGUGUUCAGUAAGGUUUGGCCAUUAGCCAUCUAUCAGGAAUAUUCAGGAAAAGCAAUACUGGCACUGGGACAUCUCUGAAGACGUGGAUGGCUGGUGGAUUAAUUGUCUGUAAUGAGAGGACUAUGGUUUGGGGCAUACAAGUUGCCAAAUGAUAAUUGCCCUGUAAUAACUAAUAUAGUGGGUCUUCUGUUAACCUUUGAAUGUUCUGUUCUUAAUUAAAACAAUGGAGUGGUACCAGAAGAUCAUUGGAGCAUGAAAUCUACAAAUGCAUGCUUCUGUGGAAGGCAGAAUGUAAAAACGUUCGUUUUCUUGGGGAAAAAAAAAGCCAAACACCAUGUGAUAUUUAUUCUAGGCUUCACGAGCUAUCGAUUUAUAUGAAAAUGUCACUCUUUCUAAGAUAGUUAGCUUAUUGGUAGCAGUGCCAAGCUUAGAUGCAUCAGAAAAAAGCUAUGUCAAGCAUCUUAGGCAGCUUUGCAAAUUGGAUAAAAAUGAUAGGCCUGGGUUGAUUUGCAAACAUUUGCUAUCAUGCCAUUUUACUGCCAUUCUUCUUUUAAAACCACAAUAGUCUAUAACUCUGUUGAGUGCUGCAGAUUGAUUGGUGAAAAAUGUUUAUUUUUAUGAAUUUGGAACUUAAAGGAUGUGAAGAAAAUGCUUGAGACUGAGGUCUAUGUGUUUUUCUAAUGCUGAAUAGCAGGAACUUGUAGAUAAGUGAUGGGUUAGAAACAGCAGGAAGGUCCAUCUAGUGGCCAGCACAGUGCAAUAAGUAUCUUAAGGAAGUUUAAUUUAGAAAAAAAAUAAGUACCAUCUGUUAGAAACUCCACGCCCCCACCCCCAGCCACAUUUAAUUAAGGGAGCAAAGCCAGAAAUUAGUGGGAAAGUGAAUUCCUUCCAACCAAAAUACCAAAGAUAUACCAAAAGCAGCAGGGCCUUCUCUUGUCUGGAUGCCAAAACAUUCACGAUUUCUUUUUGCUAAUCCCAGAAAGUCAAGCCAUAUUAUCAUUGUUCCUGGUGCUUGCAUUGAUCUCUGGGGAAAAAAAAACCUGCCCCUGUUUUUUUUAUGUAGUGCCAGAUACAGAUACCUUUUCAGACUGAUGGUAGUGGAAGGAGAUUAAAUGGAGGCGAGGAAAUAAGAUUUUUGAAAUAAAAACUUCUUUUUGGUGUUCAAUAUUGUAUUAGAAUUAAUGAAAAGAGGGUGAAAUAUCAAAACCAUGAGCCUAGGAAAAUUUGAGAGAGUAGUUUUUAUUAUUGGUGACCACUGAAUUGCUUUUGUCUGGAAUAUCUGAUCAGGGUUGAAGGAGUAAAGUAAUGGUUUUCAGUUAUGAGGCUGAGUGAGCAGAGCUCAGACUUGUAUCUGACUUGUAAGUACAGGUACAAUAGGAACAGAUUUUUAAAUCAGACAGUUUUAAGAGGAGAGAGAAACAGGAAAUCCAGUGUAUUCAGCAGUUUUUCCUGGCUGUACCUAUUCAUCUUGCAUCUGGUUCUAAAUUCUAACUUUAACCAUCUGCCAGCAUUGCCUUCAAGUAUAUUAGUUGCUUUGUCUUUGUGCUCGUUGUGCUCCCUGUAAGGGCCUAACAAAAAGCAGAUUGAUAGUACAAAAAGCAUUCCAUUCUGGUUCCUCACUGAGUAGUGCUAUAUAUUCAAAGAAUAGUUUCUUUCUCAAUCCCUCUUAACUUAGAACAUGAUAUAUAUAUAUAUCCAAUUAAGAGUGAGGUCAUCUUUAUCAUUGUUGCAUCAUUUAGACUGCAAAUAAGGACCAAAGUAAUCAAAGGCCUGCUUGUUCCACUUGUACCUAAAAUGUAAACAAAUCAAACAAAGUACCCAUGACUGAAAGUGAAGCCAGAAUUUUUGAGUUUCCUGUGUGAGAUCUCUUUCUUUCAAAAGAAUCAAUGCAAAGGAUAGAUAGAUCAUACAGAUGAAAAUUGAACAAUUUGAGUUAAGACAGUUGAUUCUAAUUCUUAAAGCAUUUCAUUCAAUAUGUUGUAGGCAUCCUUUAUUCUUUUCUACACAUUUUCACCUGAUUAACUCACUGUACAACUAGUGAGGAGUGAGAAACAUUACCACCUGCUUAAAUGCUUCAAAAUAAGCUGCCUUGGUAUAUCCAAGCAGAGAGACAAAACAGUAGAAAGCUUUCUGUGUGCUCUCUCCAAAUCCCCUUCCUCGUUUAAUUACAUCUAAAUGGCUGUAAUUUUACGUUGGUUCACUGGGUGCAUUGGUGAGCUAUCACACUUGGAGCUUUGGCCCUAACUACACAAAGGGAAUAUUGAAAUUGUUCAACUGGCUCUGAAGAAGCGUAUGUACUUGUUUAUAUGCUUAAUCAGAAAAAUUAGACUUAAUAGAACUUUUAUGUGCAAAUAAGUUUGAUGCAAGCGUGUUCUACAAAGGGGUAUGUGGAACCUGUUCCCAAUUCCUUUAUUGUGCCUCUUUAGCUUUAAAUGCUGUCAGUUGGCAAGGUUAUAAGAUUUCAAGCAUCAUUAAUGCAUCCUAGUGGACUUCUGAAAUCAAACAUGAGUUUUGGUUUUCAAAUUUAGACCUACGUCUUUAGAACAGAACUACUCUAAGGUGAGACUGUUCUAAUGAGAAAAGAAUGAAUCUCUCUCCACUAAAAGCAAAUGUUGACAAGUAAGGUAACUUUCCUGGUGGGAUUAUAAACCAUUGAGGAGAUUGUUGUCAUAUUAUUUCUAAGGUUAGCUGAAAGAAGGGUAAAUUUUGCUGAUCAUAUUAUUGUUCGGGUUUUUUGCUUUUCAGGGUAAACAGAAUUGAAAUUAGCCAUCAUCUCUUUAAAAUUGCUGUGAAUGAGACUGGGGGAAUGGAAGCAGUGCCUCUUAGAGAUGCCUAUAGUUUGAAUAGGGUCUGACAGACAAAUUUUUAUUUUUGCUGUGAUCAAUUAUAGAACAGUGGUUCUCGCACUUGGGAACUUGAAGAUGCAUGGACUUCCACUUAAUUCUGGCAGUGGAAGUCCACACAUCUUCAAGUUAUCAAGUUUAAGAAAUACUGAACUAAAAUAUUGUCUGCAGAGACAAUAGUCCUUUUGUCUUUCCUUUUUAUCACCAGUUGGACUGCAGAAUCCUUUCCACAGCUGCAGAAUGUGGGAUCAGUUCUGGUUUUGCAUCCGCCAUUGUAUGAGUGUAAUGUUUGCUCUGAGCUGCAAAAAUAUCCUCAUCAUUCUGUCAUUUAUUCAUUUCUUAGCUGCUUUUCAAGAGGUCAUUAUUUAAAGGCUUUAUUAUUAAAAGCAUUAUUUAAAUGUUAAUUCCGGUGUUAGCAAACACGUGCCAUUUUAAAUAUGUUGAUAUGUAACUCUAAUCUGACCUGAAAUGACUUUUUAUAGAGCCCUCAAAAUUAAUAUACCUUUCUGGCUUGACAGUUUCUACUUAUAAGCUGUAUCCAUUAUAAAUCAUUCCUUCAUUCACACUACAAAACAGAUGGCUACCUGAGCUGUUUAACUGCAUUGGUGCUUAUACCCCAGGAUAGUGCUUCUACUCACAUUGUUACUUCACAUUUGAUAGAUACUUCUGCAUUGUUACUUUUACACAGAAAUUGUUAGUUUUGCCAGAAGACAAAAAAAGUGCUGAAAGCAAUGGCUCUGUCAGUCUUCGCUAGUUAAUAAUAUAUUAGGUGCACAUAGCAAUUCAUGUUAAAAGGUAUAUCCAGCCAGUUUGAUUGAAUCUAGCUGAACAUUGGAAAGACGAUAUCACUGUGAGGUGUAAGAAGGCUGCUGUGCUCUCACUAGCUUAGAAUAAACAUUUGAGUAUCUUAAUUUUUAAUGGUUCAUAUGACAAAAUGGCAGCUUCAUCAUGCUUUGUUCCUUCUGCUAGCCACCCAGGUUGCCCUAUCUGAAAGCAGGGUACUGGAAAUAUUAAUACUAAUAAAUCAAAAGAUACCCUUUUAUUGAACUAAAACUUCUAUUUCUAUGGUUUAAAAUGGUUUAAUAGUCAGUAUAUUUUGUUGAGUUUCUUUUCUGUAUAAAAGGGUUUAGAAAAUGAAUCAAUUUAGCCAUCUAAGCCUCAUUCAAAUUCCAUCAUGUGUGUGUACUUAUGUAUAAAAUGAUUAUAGAGAUCUAAUAUUAACAUAAAUACAACCUUCUUAUAAAUGAUGCAUGACAACUAGCACAGUAUUUACGUAAAAGCAUGCAAGAGCAGAACUCAUACAAUAUGUGGAUUAUCACUCAUUUUCUAGAAAUACAGCCAGGCUACAGAAUUAUUUUUAAAAUGUGGUAUGAAUGAAUUUAUUUUACCUAACGCAAUAGAGGGGGAUUGUAAAAAAAAAAAAAAUCAGAGAGAAUGGUUGUAACAACAUACAUUUAUUUUCAAUAAAAAGUAAUAAUUUUUUAAAACAAACAAAAAAAAAGCAACAAAGCAUGCUUGAUCCAUUAAAAUAUAUACUCGGUGAAAGCAGGGAGGGGUGGGAUAAGAUAUAACACCAAGAUGGCAGUAAGUUUCAUCAGUGUCUUGUAUAAUUAAUAUUUGCAAAACUGGUGGCAUUUUUACUAUGUUCAGAUAGCCACAACAUUGCAGCUUCAAUGUUCUGUGUGGUAUUGAAGCCUCUACUUUUGAAGCAAAUUUUAGAAGCCAUAUAAGAUCACAGGCUGCCACGAUCCUGAAAUGGGGAUUGGCUAACAAGUGAUCCUUGCUCCCUCUGCUUCCCUGUCUCUGCUUUCUUUGUCUGUCUUGCUGUCCAACUGUUACAUUAUCCACUUGGGUCACUGAUGAGCGAUAAGGCUGGUUUGAGGCUCUACCUGGGGUCUGGCCUUGUUCGGCUAUGAAUGGCAUUGGUCUGAAGCCUUUUUUUAGCCUGUGUGUAGGGGCCCUGGUGGCAGAUUUGGGAACUGGAACAUCUGGCAGGUCUAUCAGUGCCCAUAAGCUAUUUUGGCUGUUCCCCUUGGCAAGAAUUAUUAGGAUAGAAGUGGCUAUACACUGACCAACAGGGAGGCUGACCAACAUUUGAAUUUCUCAUGGGGUUGCUCUGGCAUGUUGGGGGAAAUUUAAAUGUUCCACAGUUUUCCAGAAUAGAGAAGCAAUAACUGACAUUGGAGCUCUUUCCUUUUAGCUUGAAAAAAUUAGAGCUAUUUGGCAAAUACUAGCAAUUUGUUUGUCACUUUAUGCCUGGCAACAGAAUAUAAAA
Messenger RNA from Pseudonaja textilis, 7667 nucleotides. Lineage: Eukaryota; Metazoa; Chordata; Lepidosauria; Squamata; Elapidae. The record is from RefSeq and is a predicted model, not a curated record.